AUGAAUCCACCUGCAACCUCACUCUCACUCUCUACUACUGCACCGCACCGCCUCUCCCCUCAUCUCGCUUCUUCGCUUAGCACAUCCCUGAUCUCGCUCCCCUCCCUUUCAUCAUCACCAUCAUUCCAUCUCUCGCGCUCCUACACACCUUCAACCACACCUCACCACCUCCCCACAUUCUCUUCUCCUCAUCCACACGCCUCGCAGGCAUCGACUUUCAUUUGCAUACCAACGACCUCGCCGCUUCAUCUGCCACUAGGCCCCCGCUCACGCCCCUCGACACUUGGCCGUCCUCAUCUCCGAGCCCCGUCGCGACCUCAGAGACGCGCACGCAAGCCAACCGCCAUCAAACGCGCUCGUCUUCAGCUUUCCUCUCCUCCGUCUUCGGUCUCUGCUCCAUCUGGCCGGAUCCAUUGGCCAUUCAAACUCUGGCUCGAGUCGAUCGACAUCCUCGCGCGCACGUCACGCUCCAUCGUUGUAGCUGACCACACGCUGCCUCGUUUGACUGCAACCAUGAAGCCAGCUCGCUAUCUCGUCUUUGGCGCGCUUAUGGCUGCCUCGGCGGUCUCCGCCUCGCAGCACCAGCCACGAGCUCGUUCAGAUCACGCCGCACGUCUGGCUGCUCGUUCGCCCCAACCCACACCUCAGCUUCUCGGCCCCAGCAUCUUUGGCAUGGGUAGUGACGACGACGUCUCCUCUUCUUUCUCGCGCGCAUCCGCGUCGGCUUCCUCAGCCGCGUCAGCCUCGCUCAGCUCAGCCUCGGCCGCCGCAUCCUCGUCCGCAGCGGAGGCGGCCGCUUCCACAUCCUCCGCCGCCGCCGCAUCUUCCGCCUCCGCUGCUGCUGCCCAAUCCUCUUCCAUCGCUGCCGCCGCCGCCUCCUCGGCUGCUGCUUCCAUCUCGAGCGCCGACGCUGCCGCUUCGCGCUCGUCCGCUGCCGCCGCCGCCUCGGCAAGCCGCGCAUCCGCUUCGUCCGCCGCAUCCGCUUCCUUGUCCACCUCGGUCGGCCUCACCACCACACUCACCGCCACCGUACAGGCACAACCCACCGUCGUCACACCAACCGCCUCGUCCGCCAGCCAAGAAUCAUCGGGCAGCGGCGGCGGCGGCGCCAGCACCGGCCUCAUCAUCGGCGUCUCGGUCGCAGGCGGCGUGCUCGUCCUCGCCGCCUUCCUCUUCCUCUACUUCAAGUUCGGCACGCGUCGCUUCAGCAACUUUGAAGACGGCGAUGCCGACAUCAAGUGGCCCGAGCUCAAGCACGACCCGGACUCGAACGUCAUGCAGCCGCUCCCCGCGCGUCGAACUGGCGGUGCUGGUUUCGACAUGGGCGACGAGUCGGACAACGACGGCGGCGACCACGAUGGCGCCGGCAAUAUGGGCGAAAAGGGCCGCGACAGCUUCACCGGCUCCACCACCGCGCUCGCCGCGGCUCCUCCGGCAGGCUAUCCGGUCAAUGACUACCCGCCGCAGAUGGACCACACCUACUCGAUGGACCCCGCCGCAGGAUACUACCCCAACCACGCCAACAUGUACGCCGGCCACCAGUACGCCAUGCAGACCUCGCCCGGCGGCUACUCGGAUACAACCAACCCGUACGGCGUGGAUCCGUAUGCGCAUGCCGGCAUGUCGCAUCCGCAGCAGAACCAAUACCCGCACACCCACUACCAAUAG
Messenger RNA from Moesziomyces antarcticus, 1668 nucleotides. RefSeq lists its product as uncharacterized. NCBI's taxonomy places the organism in Eukaryota, Fungi, Basidiomycota, Ustilaginomycetes, Ustilaginales, Ustilaginaceae. The transcript is spliced from 2 exons. The record is from RefSeq and is a predicted model, not a curated record. The coding region runs from base 1 to 1668 and encodes 555 amino acids.